AUGGGGAAAAAAGUAAAGUCCAACGACACCGGUUUAGAUGAAACGAUGCCGUCGGCUAAGGUGAAGCAGGAAAGCGGUGGUGCUCCAGAAACUGCUUCCACCAGUGCGGAACCGGCGGCAAGUGGCCUGUACACAGCGUUGGAUGCUAUGAUAGACGAUCCGUUCCAGGAUCUAGACUGGGAGGAACUAUUGCGGUACGAUGGCAACCUGACGGACGAGCUACCAGCCGACACCGAGAAAAGGUUGCGCGAUACCCUAGCGAACGUCCCGGAAAAGGAACGGCUGAAUCGAGUCGAUUAUCGGUGCGAGUGGGCCGAUUGUCGGUUUCGAACUCGGAAGGAUGAUCUGUUCUUUCCGCACGUGGAAGAGCAUGCCGAGAUGGCUGAGCCGAACGCACACCGAAACUACCACUGCGAGUGGGAUCUAUGCGAUUUCAUUACGGCCAAAGCGGACCUGCUGAUUUCGCACCUGCACUAUCAUGGCUAUCAUAUGAAGUUAAAGACACACGCGGCUAGCUUGCACAAGCUGAUCGACAUCCCUAAAUGCAAUCGUGAUUUCGAUAAACGGAACUUCAUCUCGGAUCAACCGAUGAGCUACACGUGCGCAUGGGAUGGGUGUGAGGAACGGUUUGUUAAAGUUAUGGAGUUCUUCGAACACGUGGUGACCCACACCAAAGCGUACAACGCGGCCAACGCCGACGCCGGAAGAAUUGUGCCAUGUCUCUGGAAAGACUGCAAGUACCGGUACAAAAGGUGUAUGCCACAGUAUCACCUGAUGUUGCAUUGCGGCAAAAAAACAAUAGCCUGCUUCGUUUGUGGUGAAAUGCUUAGCGUACGCCACAGAUACAUUCAACACUGCUCUCGGAUGAUGGAUCUACGCUUUCGCAAAUAUCAGUGUAUGGAGUGUGGCACAUACUACUCAACCGCCGCGCUGUAUCAGAAGCAUGUGUACAUUCACAGAGACGCUGCCAAACUUGAAUGUCCGCACUGCCCGUUUAAAUGUUUCUUUGCGUCGAGGAUGAAAUUACACAGCGCAAAGCACAACCGGAAUGUGGAAAAACCCUUCCCGUGCGAUAAGUGCGAGUACCGUGCAAGAACGGCGAAAGAUAUUCAACAGCACACCGAAACACAUGACCAGAUACAUCGUUGCCCCGAAUUCGGGUGCAACAUGGUGUUUAAGACAGCACAAUCAAAGGGGCAGCACAUGCGGGAGCACUUCAAUUUGACGAAGAAAAGAUUUGAAUGCCACAUUUGUAAAGCAAAGUACCUUUCCGGCGCUCCUUUGUCGAAGCAUUUGUUCUUCGAGCAUAAGAUAAAGCGAGUGCCGGGCUUCACCUUGCUUCGGUACAAGCGUGACACCGACGGGAUGUUCCGCCUCAGAACGUACGUUGAACGGCGAACGAACGGGAAUGGAGGAGCUGUAAACCGAGGAACAGAACUAAACCACAAACUGGCGAAGGCGUGA
This is a messenger RNA of Anopheles cruzii, 1464 nucleotides long. Its product is annotated as histone H4 transcription factor-like. Lineage: Eukaryota; Metazoa; Arthropoda; Insecta; Diptera; Culicidae. Bases 1 to 1464 code for a protein of 487 amino acids. The record is from RefSeq and is a predicted model, not a curated record. The transcript has 4 exons.